AUGGCUUUCUUCGCGCCCCAACUCCAAAUCGUCUCCGACCUCCACUUGGAGACUCCCAUGAACAACCCACAAUACUCACACAUCAACCUCAAGGUCACUGGCAGCGCACUACUCCUACUCGGAGACAUAGGCCUAGUCCGACACGAAGGUCUUUUCACAUUCCUCCGCAAUCUCCUCGACCAAAACCGCGGCUGCCGCAUAUUCUACGUCCUCGGCAACCACGAAGCUUACCAAACAACUCUUGAGCAUGCCGUCGAACGCAUGCGAGACUUUGAAAACACCGCAAAACAAGACUUCGGUGGUCGCUUCCGUCUCCUCUUCCGCGACCGCUACGAUCUCAACGAAAACGUGACAAUACUAGGCUGUACGCUCUGGAGCGACAUCCGACCUGAGCAGGCCGCUGAAGUCGGAUCUAGAAUGACGGAUUAUAAUGAAGAGCGCGGUAUACAGGACUGGACGGUGGAGAGAAGCUGCACAGAGCACACCCGAGACCUAGAGUGGUUGAACACGCAAGUCCAUCAAAUCCAAGAGAACGAACCGCAUCGGAGCGUCAUCAUAGCGACACAUCACUGCCCUACCACCGAUCCCCGCGCGACUGACCCGAGACAUGCGGCUAGUACGAUGAACUCUGGUUUCGUGUCUGAUUUGUCGACAGAGAUAUGUUGGACUUCAUCGGCUGUGAAAGUAUGGGCAUACGGUCAUACGCAUUACAGUUGUGCGUUUCGGGAUGAAGGGACGGAUAUGUUGGUUGUGUCGAAUCAAAAGGGUUAUGGGGGGAUAGCGGGAAGUGGUGGAAGGGGGAGGGGAGUUAAGACGGUGGUUGUUGAGCAGAGGGGGGAUAGGUGGGAGGUUUUGGAUGUGGGUCAAGUUUUGAAGCAGAAGGAGGGAGGGAAAGACGAUGAAGUGAAGUCAGACAUGACAAUGACGAAAUCGAACGGAACGGGAGAUACGGAUAUAGUAUCAGGCGAUCACGUCAAGCCAAAGACAGGUCUAUUCAGUCAAGCAGGCAAGCGAGUCAAAGCACUACUCCAACAAGCGCACUCCAAGUAG
Alternaria infectoria is the source of this 1050-nucleotide messenger RNA. RefSeq lists its product as uncharacterized. The transcript has a single exon. The coding region runs from base 1 to 1050 and encodes 349 amino acids. Gene Ontology annotation, molecular function: hydrolase activity. The record is from RefSeq and is a predicted model, not a curated record. Lineage: Eukaryota; Fungi; Ascomycota; Dothideomycetes; Pleosporales; Pleosporaceae.